This is a messenger RNA of Alternaria viburni, 1719 nucleotides long. RefSeq lists its product as uncharacterized. The transcript has 4 exons. Lineage: Eukaryota; Fungi; Ascomycota; Dothideomycetes; Pleosporales; Pleosporaceae. The record is from RefSeq and is a predicted model, not a curated record. Bases 1 to 1719 code for a protein of 572 amino acids.
AUGCAUCCGCAAGUGCGACAAGACGAGGCAAGCUGCGAUAUCAAUCAACUGAAAAUCGACGGUGACGUCUACAACCACGGCGAGGAAGCUGGUACUCGCAAGGAGCGACUCCUUUUAGACAGGAGGCAUAGCGUGUACACGUCAGCUCGUGCGGGACACACAGUUGUGGUGGCAAGCUACAGCCAGCUACAACACCUGAAAGAUACCGAGAGUGCGCGCGGGCAACGGCACAAGCUCUUUCUCCGCAUCAUUCUUGAUGAGGCUCAAUGCAUCCGUGGAUGUGAUCGGACUCGCCAAGGAAAAAUCCUGAUGUCGUUUGACGCCUACUUCAAGGCUGUCUUCACAGGUUCGUCUGUUGUUGACACUAUCCUGGACUUUGAUGGGUACUUGGCUUUCCUGGAGUUCGUCGGAUGGGGAUGGGUCGCCGACCUAAACUCAACCCACAGCACUGACAAGGUUCGAGAGUCGCGGUAUGACCAGUUCAAUGAGAGCUUGGCGACUGGCGUCAACAACCGCUCUGAGCCCCUCGAGGAUUGGCACAGCGACUGCAGCUCGGUGGACGAGCUAGAUGCUCAACAAAUUAAGGAGUCCAUCGAAGACGGGUGGCAGUGCUCGCACUGGCCUGCGCUCAUAAGAUACAACGGUGAUCGUCCACAAAGCCUGGAUCGCAAUGACAGGAAGAAGAUCGACGGCAAGACUAUCGUGAAGGAUGUUUCACCUCCGGUUCAGGAGAGCCCCAACGAUAGUUCUUGUGGGGAAGCCCUGACUAUCGCUGACGAUUUGGCGGCCUACAACGAGCGAGAAGACAGAUACCAGCGUGAGUUUGCCGAGCACUUCGAAGCGGUCUCGUUGGCAAAGAGCGCGAAGGUGAAGGACUCCAAGACGGACUUAGCAAAGAUCGGAUCCAAGUUCGCAAAGCUGUCGGUGCUGUGCACGCACAUCGGUUUCUCCGGGCUCGACAAGAUGUCGACGGCGGCCAUUCGUGCGCAGCGGCACGAGAUUCUCCCUCUUCUCACCGCGAGGAUGAAGACAGCUGGAGCCUUGAACCCAGAGGAUAUAGAUCGCCCGCUGGAUAGCGACGAAGAGGUUCUACGGCAAUUCUUGUGGGGCUCGCCCAGGAUGAAGUACUUGCUUUGGGAAAUCCAGCGGGUGAUCUUUGGUAACACCAAAGUCGCCAGCCACCGAAAGAUCUUCGCAACCUUCCAAUUCCCCAGAUCCGCUGAGAUGUUCCUGAAGCUUGUGGAGUUCCUUGGAAUUUGUGCGGUCCUCCUGGACACCAACAUGCCUCCGGAGGAGCGUCACAAGAAUAUCCGGGCCUUCGACGAAGAGGACAUGCCGCAAAUCCUCAUAACAACGUAUGCUCUCAACAUCGCUGGCCAUGACGCUCAACAUCAAGAAGAGGUCGAAAUUGUGCGCUUGUUCACCGAAGGAACUUACCAGGAGCUGCAUGAGGCGGGCAUGAUCAAGAAAGCCAACUCCAUGUUUGCCGCUUUUGGUGAGCUGCAAUCUGCAAGUGAGAGCCUCGAGGACCGGGAGAAUAUGACGACAGAGGAGAUCGCGAAAGGUGCAUUCGGCAUAGUCCGGGAUCGAGUGCGGGGCCGCGACGACAAAGACGUGCAAUCAGCCAAGGAGGACGCCAUCACCAAGGCGAAAGGCAAGGCGAGAGUACCAAAGCUACAACUGGAGUUGCUGGGGUAUCAGCUGUACAACAAGGGAUAG